AUGAUGAGCGCCUCGGCUUCGGCAGGGGCCGCCUUCUUGGUGGUCGUGUGCGCGGCCACUUCUGCCACGGCUGCGUUGCAGGCAGUUGUGGGAUCGAUCGCGCCUCACCGCACUCCCUCUUCCUGCAUUGUUGGCUUCUGGCUCUGCGCUUUCCAACCGGCCCGCAUACUAAGGAUGGGCAACCUUCCCACGGACGGCCCCGUCGAUGACACCAGCGCAAAACAAAGCGACGCUGACGAUUCCAUUGUCGUGGCCCCUCUGCCCGCUGGCUUGACAGCACGUGCGCCUUUCUGGCAAGUCCGACGUUCGGCGGAAUCGCAUCUGUAG
This is a messenger RNA of Prorocentrum cordatum, 327 nucleotides long. The record is from the annotation of a GenBank genome assembly. Lineage: Eukaryota; Dinophyceae; Prorocentrales; Prorocentraceae.